Messenger RNA from Betta splendens (Siamese fighting fish), 2135 nucleotides. Its product is annotated as ras-related protein Rab-5C-like. The record is from RefSeq and is a predicted model, not a curated record. The coding region runs from base 283 to 945 and encodes 220 amino acids. The transcript has 6 exons. Gene Ontology annotation, molecular function: GTPase activity; GTP binding. Lineage: Eukaryota; Metazoa; Chordata; Actinopteri; Anabantiformes; Osphronemidae.
AUACACGGAUCGAGGAAGUGAUUUGGUUACACAAGGCGGAAGCUUCUCUUUUUCUGAAUCUGAGAGUGUUGUGGAGAGAAAGGGAGAAAACACAGUAAAGAGGAACAAUCUUGUUACUACGCACACUUCAUUAGGCGGGGUGGAAAUCAUAUCUGUCGCUGGAGUUUCAUAAGCAGUUACGCUCACCAUCAGUGCCUGUGGGUCCAGACUCAGCUCUUGCCAUUAGCCCGGUUCACCUGUAUUUUGAGGCCACCUAGUCUACAACAGACUCUAUAUCGGUCAAUGGCUGGACGCGGUGGAGGAGCGACGAGGCCUAAUGGUGCCGCAGCAGCAAACAAAAUCUGCCAGUUCAAACUGGUGUUGCUGGGGGAGUCAGCAGUCGGCAAGUCCAGCUUAGUGCUGCGCUUUGUCAAAGGCCAGUUUCAUGAGUUUCAGGAGAGCACAAUUGGAGCUGCAUUUCUCACUCAGACUGUUUGUUUGGAUGAGACCACUGUGAAGUUUGAGAUCUGGGACACAGCAGGUCAAGAGCGCUACCACAGCCUGGCUCCAAUGUAUUACAGAGGAGCACAAGCAGCCAUUGUGGUUUAUGACAUCACCAAUGCAGAUACCUUUGAAAGAGCAAAAAACUGGGUGAAGGAGCUGCAGAGACAAGCCAGUCCCAACAUCGUGAUCGCUCUGGCAGGAAACAAGGCAGACAUUGCAAACAAGAGAGCUGUAGAGCUUCAGGGAGCACAAGCAUAUGCUGAUGACAACAGUCUACUUUUCAUGGAGACAUCAGCCAAGACUGCAAUGAAUGUCAAUGAAAUUUUCAUGGCUAUUGCUAAGAAACUACCGAAGAACGAUGCUCAGGGUGGAGCUGGACAAGGGGGGCGGACUAGGACAGGCGUGGAUCUACAACAGGCUGCUCCUCAGAGCCGCAGCAGCCAGUGCUGUGGUGGCAAUUAGCAAGUACAAAACAACGAACUUAGUGAGCGAGCCAUGAACAUUGUUUUAAGGACAGCAUGUAGCUAACACCCAGAGAGGCAGGAAAGGCAGAGCCACUCGCCACCCCUGCACUUUAACUGAGGUUACAGAUGAGAUUAUCUGGAUCUGCUUUGAUUUAAGGAACAUUUUAACAAGAAUCAUAAGCUAGAGGGAAUUACCAAAAUCUCUCACUACUUCUGUCUUUCCGCCGUGUAUCUACCUCCCUGUUCGUCUUCAACUGUCUCCACCUGAUUGAAGUCUGUCUUAACGAAUCCCUAAGUGUUUUUAUGUUUCUUGUUUUGGUGUGCGUACAGUAAACUUUACUUCAUUUCCUUCUACAUUUAUCACCAUUCUGACAAUAAUCUUUUUGUCCUGUUGCAGUUUACAUGGCAUUCUGUUUUCUUUAUGAACCUGGGUAUGAUACAGUUAGAAGGAAUGCUCAGACCUAAUAAAGCAAGUCAUAAUUAAUAGGCUAAACAUCUGAAGGGUUUCUGAACUGUGCAACAAAAGCUGUUGUAUGGCUUCAUUGUAUAUUCAUACCUGUAACACAAGUGUUGUUAGCCUUUUUUAAAAGAAACACGAGAAUAACUUGUAAAUCUUUAAAGAAAUAAAUAACGAGAUUAAUUUUGUUUUAGUUAGCACAUGCAGGGUGGUUUCUUUCUCCUAAUUUUAAUCUGUGAGUGCUGUUAGGCUGCCUGGUUUUGUAGGUGCAGAUCACUCUGAGUUGAUAAAAGAAAAACAUCCAGUACACCCUUGGCCCUGCAAACAAAAUGUUUGACCUCUGACCUUUUUUCGGGUCAGAGAUUACAGUAUAUACUUUGACAGUAUACACACGCUACAGUCUUCCUUGCACUCAGUCAUGAUUCACGUCAUGGUUUUCGUUGCUUAGAGGGAAGGUGGUAUGUAAACCCUAAAUAUUUUAUUUUGCAACACGUAUUUGUUUUAUCAUUAUGUGCCUGUUUGUCUGUCUCUAGUGUCAGUGUAUUGGCCAGAGAAAUGCACCCACAACACUUGAGUCUGACUUCCAGCAAGAGGCCCUCAAAAACGAGUAGAGGUGUGUGUAUAUGUGGGAAAUAAUCAGAAAUGUUACACUUUUUAGGCCACUAGAUGGCAGCAUCACUUCAUCAUGCAGCAUCAUUUUAUUGCUCAAUUAAAGCAGUUUUUAAAGCAAA